Messenger RNA from Hyaloperonospora brassicae, 654 nucleotides. The record is from the annotation of a GenBank genome assembly. Lineage: Eukaryota; Oomycota; Peronosporomycetes; Peronosporales; Peronosporaceae.
AUGACCUUCGAUUCCCGUGUCCGCGGCCUCUGUGCUCUCGCGGUGCUCUGCACUGCUGUGUCGAUGGUGCCCACAGCUGAUGCGUGGCUGGCGCCGAUCGUCACGAAAGGCAACAAGUUGUUCGAUUCCAAGACGGGUGUGGAAUUCCGGAUGAAAGGCAUGGCCUACUACCCUCGUCCGAACGAUGGCCGCAUGGCCACUGUGGGCAACUACGACUGGGCAGCCGAUAAGCACGAGGACGUGUGGCAGCCGCACUUGGAAGUGCUCAAAGACCUCGGCGUCAACACGAUUCGGCUCUACCCGAUCGACCCGGGCACCUCGCACGACAAGUUCAUGUGUGUGAAAAACUGCUCCGUGCUGGACUACCUGCCGCCCAAGUGCUAUCCGGAAGACCUGUUCACGCGUGCGCAGAUGGUGUACAACGCGUUUGCAAUGUAUGACAACACUUUGGGCUUCAGUCUCGGCAACGAGAACAACCUGCAGACGGAGAAUGGCGCCGAUGGUACGGCCACGGCGCCCUGUGUCAAGGCUUUCUUGCGGGACACUCGCAGUUACGCUGCGAGUUGCUCGGGCUCGGUGCGGCAGGUGCCCAUUGGCCUCGACAUUGCCGACAUUCCGACACCUUGGGCAUUAGUUUCGACGAAAGCUGCAUGA